AUGAAGAUUCCACUUGCAAAAGUCCCGGCGCCUAUGACCAAGGAUGAGUGUGAGGCCUUCAAAAGCAAGGUGCAGACGGAGCUCAAGUUUACGUAUGCCGACGCAACAAAGAGAUGCGCUUCCCUGCCCGACCUGCAUAAGGUCAGAAAUGCAUACUUCGGCUAUUUCAAGGAUGAGAGACAUCCAGUAUCCAAGGAGCAUGGCUUCACUUACGACCAGCUCAAGGACAACUCCGUUUUCGAUCCCAAGAAUCCGAAGGAAACCUUCCACAUCCGGCAUACAGAGGCUGUGAGGAAGCAGUGCACUGUACCUCUCCGAACUCGAUGGAUGGUCAGAAGCUCCCAGGCCUACGGUUGGCUGCCUCCCAUAGAUGAUCCGAAGCUCGGCUUUGGUCGCGGAAAUGCAUAUCACCGGGAUGCUAUGGAUGCCUCUCACAUCAUCGUGGGUGGGAACCGCUCAUCUGCACCCGUGGAGGGAGGGCAUUUCUUGACGGCGCACCUGCGGAUUACGUGUGCGCUGGAGAUGGCAAGCGUGGAGUUCAUCUUAGAUGACAGCGACCGCCACAAGCCUAAAGCCAAAGACGUCAAGUACCGCGUCUCAGGGUACAGCCUAUGUGCAAAUGCCUUGCCGCUGAUUGCGGAGCAAGGACAGAUGCUAGCUGAAGGUUGUCCUGAUGUCCGCCCGUUCGUUGAGCACUGCUUGAAGCAUACUUACUUCAUCACCUUUCAAGUUGCCAUGAAGCGUGGGAACGAGUACGUUAGUUUGGUCCAGGUCUGUGGCCUGGUGACAUCCAAGGAUGCCAGCUAUAUGGUUGGAAUGGACAAGACACCUCCUGCGGGCACACAGAGUGCAGCGGCUAUGGAAGUGCUUGAUUCGCAGCACGGUGGUGUGAAGCGCGUUCUAGCGCUAUCGAGUGCUUUCCUCGAGCAGUUUCACAGUGCGUCCACCAAGCGAUUGGAGAUGGUGGUGAUGAAGUGCAAGACCUGGUGCAUCGAUGUGCAAAGCAACAACGUUGCAGAGGUCUAUGCUGAGCAGAUCAAAGACCGAGUUUUACGUUUUGGAUCUGAGAAUCCAUCUUCUGCGGUAUCUUUUCAGUCUUAUUUCGAUUUUGUUGGACACCAUCAGCUGUUGAAUCCCUUCAAGUCAAAAGACCAUCAGAGUAUCAUGCUGAUGUGGACGUGGUCAGUUCCAGUUCAGCUAAAGCAGAAGGCGGAAGACUUUGUCGUUCAACUACGUGAAUUCAUCCAGUCUAUAGAUGAGUUUGGAGGUGAAGGCGCAAUGGAGGUCAAACUCACGGGCAACAUCAUCCUUGACCAUGAAAUGAAAGUAUCCAUCUUUGACUUUACAGUGCACGAAGUCAAGACGGUGUGGCUGCCGAUCCUUAUUCUCGGAUAUGUCCUGAGAAGCGGGAGACUUUUGCUGCUGGCAUUAACGCCCAUGUUGUUUGAGAUCCUUGUUGGUUUUGGCUUUAUGUAUUUUGUAUCUUGUGCGGGGAUGACAAUCAGCUACUACGCGCUGAUGAUCAUGUUGAUGCUUAUCAUGGCACUAUCUUGGGACUACGCUCUCUUUAUGCUCACUCGCUACAAGACAGAGCGAGAGGCAGGUUCGUCGGUCGAGGAGGCCGUCAUUCAGAUGGUAGCGAGCAGUGGCAGCAUCGUGGUUGUAUCAGGUGUCGUUUUGUCAAUCUGCUGGUCCGUGAUGCUCGGUCUUCCUGAUAUGUUCAAAACCUUCGGAAUCGCUGCGGCAUCUGCGAUUAUGGUGUGUGUCCUAGCUCAGCUCACAUUCGUGGCACCGGUGCUGGCCAUCUUGCCAUGGCUGGGUCCAGACGCUGGAAACCCUGCAGAAGUGGAGCCUUUGAGCCCGACAGGUGAAGCAAUGAGACGGGUCGAGCAGUUCCGUUCAGGGCCGUACUAUUGCCUGGGCAAGAUCCUCACAGCCUUUCCUUGCAAUUUGAUAUCUUUUGUCACAGUCUAUGCGCUCAUGAUGCCAUUAACGUCCAGAUUUUUGCAGAAUUUCGACAUUCUGAAUUUUCAGUUCACGAAGAUGGGCCACAGCUUCGAGAUGACCAUGCCUCGAGGCUCCCGAGCUUUCAACACCAGCCUUGAGAUCAUGCAGGACUUUGACUUUGAGAUGACUCUCAUGCCAAUCCUCAUUUUCGCCACCAAUGCGGCGGAUUUGGAUGGGGAGAGUGCUGGCACGGUCUCGGCCCCACUGGUCAAUGAAGACUUAUUUCAGCUGAACUGCGAGAUGAUUCGAGCGCUGAUAGCGAGAACUGAUGGUACGCCCUAUGAGCUUCGAGCGAAGAGCUUCCAAAGUCCAAGCGUUCCCAUCGACAAGAGCUACAUCCAUUCCCCUUUGCCUUUUGCGAAGAGCAUGUUUAAUGAAGUUUUCGGGCAGCUAGUUUGUCCAAGCUUGAGUCAAAUGAAUUUGGUUCGCAAGAGCUUUCUGGCGCGCAACGUCUUUUUGACGCAGACCUCAGAGCACCUCGACCUCAUGUGGGAUGAGAUGGUCCGCAAGAACGCUAUGCUGACCGUGCUCAAUCCAGUGAUGGACCCUCUGGGACCACAGGCGUUCCAGCUCGAGGCCCAGGUAUCGCAAGUCCUGCAAGAGAUGCAACAGCGUGGCCGCGCUACAAUCCCGCAGCUGCGGUAUUUUUUGUUCUCACCUGCCUCAGUGGUGACUGACCUCAUCACUGUCACAUCUUCAGCUUUACCGACAUGUUUCUUGAUCUGCGUUCUGAUAUGUUUCUCUCUGAUCGCAUUGUGGUUCAAUGCUUUCCUGGUGCCCUUCAAGCUCUUUGUGACGGUGAUUGUUCCCGUCACCUGGACUUACGGAGCAGCGUUCCUCGUUUACGAGGAUGGGGUCUUGGCACCUCUGGGUCUACCAGGCACCGCUGCAAGUGGAUCUCUUUGUCACAACCGCAGCCCCCCUGACUAG
This is a messenger RNA of Symbiodinium natans, 2937 nucleotides long. NCBI's taxonomy places the organism in Eukaryota, Dinophyceae, Suessiales, Symbiodiniaceae. The record is from the annotation of a GenBank genome assembly.